Messenger RNA from Pristis pectinata (smalltooth sawfish), 4248 nucleotides. RefSeq names its product delta-like 2 homolog (Drosophila) (gene dlk2). NCBI's taxonomy places the organism in Eukaryota, Metazoa, Chordata, Chondrichthyes, Rhinopristiformes, Pristidae. The record is from RefSeq and is a predicted model, not a curated record. Gene Ontology annotation, biological process: heterophilic cell-cell adhesion; establishment or maintenance of epithelial cell apical/basal polarity. The transcript has 6 exons. Bases 148 to 1344 code for a protein of 398 amino acids. Gene Ontology annotation, molecular function: calcium ion binding. Gene Ontology annotation, cellular component: plasma membrane; protein-containing complex.
CAAGAAGAGAUCCGGAUCCGGGAACGGGACGGAACGGGGAGCCGGAUCAGACAGGGCUUCUCCACCGCGCCGGUCCCGGGGCUCAGACCGACUUCACCUCCCACAGAUGAAGCUUCGCCUUCGCUAGUCCCCCGGCGCCCGGGAAGGAUGGUCGCCCUCAGGAAAUCCGUUCUGGCUCUCUGUUCCCUCUGCACCUUCCUCCAAGGUCACCGGUGUUGGGCGCUGGACGGUGUGGAGGUCGUGCCAUGUGUACCCGGCUGUAACCUCGCCCACGGACACUGUGAGGAGGCUGGUGUGUGCAGGUGUGACCCUGGAUGGGAAGGCGAGCUCUGUGAACAGUGUGUCCGAUCUCCAGGCUGUGUACAUGGAACCUGUCACCAGCCCUGGCAGUGCAUCUGCGAGAGCGGUUGGACCGGAAGGUUCUGUGACAAAGAUAUUCACCCGUGCAGUCACCAGAGUCCCUGUGAGAAUGCUGGCCAAUGUUUCGAUGACGGGGAGGGGGAUUACUGGUGUACCUGCCCUGAAGGGUUCUAUGGGAAGAACUGUGAGCUGCAGGCCGGCCCCUGUGCCAAAGCUCGGUCUCCCUGCAGGAACGGCGGGACGUGCUGGGACGAGAAUGGCUUCGCUGCCACCUUGGUGUGCCACUGCCUGGCGGGGUUUGUGGGCCCCCGGUGCGAGACGGACGUGGACGACUGCCUGAUGAGGCCGUGCGCCAAUGGGGCCACCUGCCGGGACGCGGUGAACCGCUUCACCUGCCAGUGCCCCGUCGGCUUUGAGGGCCGCUUCUGCACCGUCAACCAGGACGACUGCGCCGGCAGACCCUGCCAGAACGGCGCCAAGUGCAUCGACCGCGUCGCGGACUUCGACUGUGUCUGCCCCGAGGGUUACUCUGGGAAAACCUGUGCUGAAUCCAUGCGGAGUUACCAGGAGGAGCCAGCGACCAGGGCGCUGGUCGGGGGGCGCCGGGAAAACACUCGCCACUCUGGGAGCGUGACUGACUUCCAGCCGUGGCCAGUCGGUGCCCGGAGCCAGGCUCCGGGUGGCUCUUCAGAAGGUGCCAGCGGGGGGAGGCAGGGCAGUGGGGAGGUGCGGCUGAGGGUGGCGGUGAAGGAGGUGCUGGCGGAGAGUGGGGCAGCCAUCACCCACCAGCAGCUGGUGUGGCUGAGCACCUUCGGGGCCCUGACGCUGCUCCUGGCGCUGGCCACCGUGCUGGUGGUGCUGAGGUGUCGGUCCAGCUACCCUGAGUGUCUGCGGCGGCCAAGCCCCGGGGAGGAUGGCGACAACGGUUUCCUCCGCACUGCGAGUCGCCCAGCCGGGAAGGACCUCUACCUGGAUCCAAUAUAACGGGGAACGUCUCACACAGUCGUUGUCAACCCUUUCUACCGCAGAGCAAACUUUCCGAAUGCAUUCGCAUUGGUGGGUGAGAUAGAAGCACUUAGCGUUGGAUGGCUUGACCUCGACUCUCUCACCCGGGGCUGGGGUGUGCAAAACUUCAUCUGGAUGCCAGGUCAGAGCCAGUGAAUCCCAUGGAGGAAGACUCACAUUCAACGGAGAAAUGUCCCAAGGAGCUCCACCUCUACAGCCAGAUGAAAACCCACACGGAGUGGGUAACGGAGAUUAUCCCUGUCCAAGAACCCACCUGAGGUUUGUGUGCACGAGUUGAACUGGGACUGAGGGGAGUAGCUGCGUCGAGCACAUCAACGUGGAACUGACGGCCAGGACUUCACCGACAACUUCAGACCACCCUGGUGCUGCCCGGGUCUCUGCUCCAUCCAGCCGUUUCACCUCGUACACACACACACUGUGCUGGGAAUGACCUUCCACAGUUAAAUCAGACCACAGGGACCCAGCUACACAGCAAUAGUGACGUGUGAUGUGCUUUGUGACCUGACUUCGGUGGGACAGGAGCAGAUCACCAGAUGUGAGGGGGUGUCUCUGCGCCAGUCUGUGUUAUGUUUUAUGUGCUGAGUGUGUCAGAAAUUUGAACCUCACCCCCCUCUCGGGAGAGGAGGUACCAGGGAACAUGCCUUCAAGCCAAUCUGGCUGCCGUGACAACAGAGGGGUCAUCACCAUGGUCCUCCUGCCAUUGGCUGAAGAGCCGUGUAAUCUCCAUGGUGGCCUGAACCAGGCCCUUCGGCCCACCACGCCCCUGCUGGCCAUCACACACUGACUGACACGAAUCCCAUCUUCCCGCACUUGGCCCAUAGACUUCUGUGCCACGUUGAUCCAAGUGCUCAUCUACACACUCACGUGUUGUGAGAAUACCCGCUUCCAGAUUUCAAAUCCCCUCGGCGUCAAAAAAUUCCUCAAAUCCCCUCGAAAUCCACCUGUUAUCUUGAACCCACCCCCCCUCCCCCCACCUACACUCUGCUGAGGGGAAGCGUUCCUCACUACCCACCCUACCUCUGCCCUCGUGCCUAUCCAGAAUUCCCGCUCCAAGGAAAACUAACCCAGCCUCUCCCGUCUCUCCUCAGGGCUGAAAUUCCCCAUCCCAAAUCCCGGUGAAUUUCCUCUGCGCCCUUUCCAUUGGGAUGGCACCAUUCCUGUAAUAUGGUGACCAGAACCGUACACAGUGCUCCAGUUAAUUAGUGCCUUAUAGAGUUGUAGCAUAAUCUCCCUGCUCCUACAGACAAUGCCCUGGCUAACGGAGGCAAGCGUCCCAUUUACCCUCAUAACCACCUUAUCUGUUGCCUCUGGGAUCCCUGGACGUCUACACCGAGAUCCCUCUGUACCUCAAUAUUCCCUGGUGUCCUAACUUUCAUUCUGUAUGUACUGGCAUCAUUAGUCGCCCUGAAAUGUUUCAGCACACAAUUAUCAGGAUUAAAUUCCAUCUGCCACUGCUCUGCCCAUCUCACUCACUCAUCAACAUCAGUCGAUAGCCCAAGAUCACCCUCUCACCAUUAAUGCUUUGCCGUCUUCGAGCUCAACUAAUCACACCUCCUACAUUGACGUACAGAUCUUAAAUAUACAUAAUAAACAGCAAAUGUCUCAGCACCAAUCCCCCGGCACACCACUGGUCACAGGCUUUCUGUUGCAAAGACAACCCUCCACCGUCACUCUCAGCAUCCUAUCAUUAAGCCAGUUUUGGAUUCAAUUUGCCUGUUUGCCUUGGAUCCCAAAGGCAGUAACCUUUUGGACCUGUCUCCUGUUUGGGACUUUGUUAAAUGCCUAACGAAAGUCCAUGUAGACUACCUGAGUCGCACUGCCACUGCUACUCUCAGUUACCUCGUCAAAACACUCAAAUAAACCUGACAGGAUCUCCCCUGAACAAAAGCAUGCCGUCUUUGAUUAAUCCCUGCCUCUCCAAGUGCAGAUUAAUCCUGUCCUUUGAAUUUUUUUCCAAUAUCUUUCCCAACAUGGACAUUCAACUUACUGGACUGUAAUUGCCUGGCUUACCCCUGCUGCCCCUGAAUACAGGAACCACAUUCACAGUCCUCCAGUCACUGAUGAUUUAGGGCCCCAAACUACUCUUCCGCUACCUCCCACAGCAGCCUAGGGUGCAUCUCAACAGGCCCUGGAGAUUUAUCCACCUUUAAGCCAUCAACGUAUCUAAUACCUCCUUUCAGACAGUGAUUUGUUCUUGAUAUGUUUUUCACUGCACAAACUCCUUUUACGUGGCCUUUAUUCACCUGAAGCCUUUGACUUUGUCAGUCGAGAGGGACUGCAGAAAUUCACCUCACUAUAUGUUUGCUUCAUGACUGUAUACAAGCUGUGAUCCUUCCCAACAGGUCCACAAUAGACUGGAUACCACACCAACACUUUUCAGUGCAUGGCUGCACCUCACCCCCCACAACGUGCUUCCUCCUGGAGUGGAACCUGUCUACAGAACUAAUUAACCCAUGCUGCUUCCUCUCCAGAGACAGAAACCUCCAGGCUCCACCUCCAACAAGCUGUAGCGUACACCCUUGACCAGGGAGAAGGGUUUAAAUUAUGUGGUGCGUAGAGGUGGAUAGUGGGAGCAUUAAUGCAUGUCCUUUGUCUUGGGGAGGAGGGGAUUAAAGUCCUUUCCCUCCCCACGGGUGAUGCACGUACAGAGAACAUGGACCGUGAGGGGUUACAGCAGCGACACUUCUGUUACCAUGCAUUUUGUCAUUAUUCUGCAGCUUCCUCCCGGUAAUAUUUAAUGUUAUGUAUUUCACUCUUGUAGAUAAUUUAUUUGAAGCACUGCUGUAAUGUGAAGAUGAGAUGUUUGGAUUUUGACUAUUUUUGAUACUUGGAGUUUUAGUCUUUAAAGAUUUGAAUAAAGGA